UUUUUUUUUUUUUUGGUUUUUUUUUCUUUCCUUUAUUUUCCCCUCACUAGCUUCGUGCGACACCACCAUCCUCAAGACAACAGCGCCCCACGACAACGCUUCCAACUUCGUGCGACAACAGCGUCCUCUCCGACGCAAGUCCUGAGUUGAUUUCAGAGGAACAAGAACAAUCGGCGUCGACACCCGAACCAAAACCCCACCUCGCCGUCGUCUGCCGCAAUGAAGCAAUCGGCGUCGACACUCCGAACGCCGAUGAAAUUUGAGAUCAGAAUGAAUUCCAAAGAGAGCUACCGAGUGGAGCUUCGAUCCGCCGCCCGCCAUCUCAGUGAUCGCGGCCUCUACUGUGCCGCCAAAUGGGCUUUGGAACUCCUCGUAGAUCUGAACGUUCUCCCUUCGGCAUCCCCGUCAGCUGUCUCCGCCCGUGCCAGUGCUGGCCCCUCUACCUCCGCAGCCAGCGGCUUCGGCUCCUUCUCCCACCUGCACCCUGAUGCCUCCUGUCGCCGCUGCGUCCGCUCUGACUCUUCAGCUCCCGCGUCAGCCGAGGCCGCUGUCACGCCCCAAGGCGGCGUAUCUUAUGUCAGCACGCCUCUACCUGCCGAUGAUGGGUUCGACGGCGGAAGCAAUGAUCGCUACCACCUGGCCAAGUCAUACUUUGACUGCCGCGAGUACCGGCAGGACGUCUACGUUCUCGAAAAUCAAACUGGGAAGAAGGCCGUUUUCUUCCGCUGCUAUCCCUCUACUUGGUACGCUUUGCUCUGACUGCCCUCCCACUAUUUACUGAGCUCGUUUGGUAUUUGCAGCGUCCUCUUCGUGCGACAACAGUUGCAAUUUGUUCCUCAUGUUGUUUGAUGAAAUGCAUCCACCAUGGUACUCCCAAUAUUGAUCAUGAUGCAAAUCCUGAGUUGAUUUCAGAGUACAAAAUUUACGGCUUGCCAUCACUCGUAAUCUUCAAAAAUGGUCAAGAGGUUCCAGAAAGUCAAAGAGAGGGUGCAAUCACCAAAGUUAAGCUGAAAGAGUACUUGGACAAUUUUUUGGAAUCCACAUCUGUAACCUAACCUCGUCUCAGCUCAUUUUGAUGUAGACUAUCGUUAAUUCAUGAUGAAUCAGAAUCUAUA
This is a messenger RNA of Zingiber officinale, 1115 nucleotides long. Its product is annotated as anaphase-promoting complex subunit 8-like. The record is from RefSeq and is a predicted model, not a curated record. Gene Ontology annotation, molecular function: protein binding. The transcript is spliced from 2 exons. Gene Ontology annotation, cellular component: anaphase-promoting complex. NCBI's taxonomy places the organism in Eukaryota, Viridiplantae, Streptophyta, Magnoliopsida, Zingiberales, Zingiberaceae. Bases 220 to 759 code for a protein of 179 amino acids.